CACUCGCAUGCUCAACCUGAGCUCUGAUUGAAAGGAGCAGAGCACACGAGAGCGCUCGCUAGCUGCUCUAUAGCGCUCAUUGCAUUUCAAUGUUGUACAUCUUUCAAUAAUGGAUAUAAAUCUAUUCAGGUGUUGUCGGAAUCUACUUCUGUAACAUCACGGUUCAAAAGGCCUGAGGAUUGAACAAAAAAAAGUACCUGUGUUUUAUUAUUGAAUUUAGAAAUGAUGGAGAAUGAAAAAUCAUACGGAAAACAUUAUGGAUCCCUUGAAUCAACUACGUGGAAGGCAGAUAAUGUAAAAGAAUGUGGAACAAUGGGACUGGACCAGAAUUGUUACAAAGCACAGGAUCAUGGAAAAAGUAUGCAGAGAAUAUCCAGAGAAUAAGGAUACAGAUAUUAUAUCAAUGGCUGAUUCAACCAUAACAGUGGAUGAUAUUGAAGAUGAACUUUUUAAAAUUGAAAGGAUAAGAGAUAUACUGGUCAGAAGAGAAUCUGAACUCCGGUACAUGAUGGAUGAUAUACAAUUGUGUAAGGAAAUAACACGACUUAAGAAAGAGCUGCAGAAACUAGUAUCAAUACCAGAUAAAGACAAAUCAAAUGAAGAUAAACAGAAGGAAGAAGAAUUAUUACAACAGAUCCACAAGCUGGUCGAAACGAGAGAUUUUCUUGUAGACGAUGUUGAAUUUGAAAGGCUGAGAGAAAGAGAGGAAGACAAAGAAAUGGCUGAUUUCCUGCAGGCAAAAUUAUCAAAGGCCAGCUCCAAAAAAACAAAUGCUAUAAAGGAAAGAAAAAUGACAUCGAGAGCACAGCAGACAUCGGCACCUUUUGUGGCAAAGACUGGGUUGACCCUGCUGAAGGAAUGUUGUGGAUUCACCUGCUCCAUCAUGUAAAAGUUCAAGAGUUUUAAGAAAACCCUAAAUAUUUUGGAUUUCUGCUGCGGUGUUCUCGAGAUAUAAAUAUUUCAGUGAUAGCUAAUUCUGCAACAGAUGAAUUAAAGUUGUUCAUAUAAAGCUACUUUCUACUCAAGUACAGCAAUGUAAUGUGUUUAUGGGAUUUGCAGUCAGUGACCUAGGGACAGGAGUACACUGUUCUGUCAUUCAAUUAGGUUAUGGCUGACCUUUAUCUCAACUCCCUUUUCUAUCUUUACUCCAUGAGGCUCAUAGCAAAUAAAAAUCCGUCAGUCUGUCCUGGAAAUUUCAGAUGACCCAGCAUCCUCAGAAUUUCAGAUGAAAAAGCUUCAAAAUUCUUUGCUGUUUGUGUGAAAUGAUCCUUUCUCAUUUCCUUCCUAAAAAUAUUGUUAAUAUUGGUGCCUCUUGUUUGUAUUCUUCCACCAGAGUAUUUACUCCAUCAUUUAACAUUGAAACAACUCAAUUAUAUCACUCUUAACCUUUUCAAAUCCAAGAGAUAAAAGCAACUCUAAUGCAAUCUGUCUUCAUAUUCUAACCCUUUAAAACCUGUCAGCAUUCUAGUCAAUCCCAUUUGUGCUAGGUGACCUCUCCUGUGAUAUGGGUUUGCAAAAUUAAAUGCUGUACUACAGGUGACGAUGACUCCAACAGAAACUUAAUUUGUUCCAUUUCUUAUUUCAAUCUCUUAUGGAGAAACAUAAACAUUCCUUUCACCUUUAUGAUGUUUCUUUAUGUGUGCAGAUUAACCCUUAGUGAAUUGCCUACAUAGGGACCAAAUCCCAUUGAUUCUUCAUAGUUCCUAACCUAUUUCCCAGUAUUAAAUCUGUCGGUCACAAUUUCCCCACACACUUGAUUUACUUAUGUCUCUUUGAAACUUGCUGCUCCCAUCUACACAGCUUGCUGUGUUUCUGUGCUCUCCAAAUUUAAAUAUAGAAUUUUCUAAUUUGAUGUAUCAGCUGAAAAGCUAAGGCUCCAAUACAGAUACCUGGUGAGGACCACUUGUGCCAUCCGGUCAAUCAAAGUAUAGUUUAUUUAUCUUUGCUGCAUGAUUCCUAUCUUCUAACCAAUUAAUAACCUAAGAAGAGGUUACUAAGAGGUCACCCUCAGAAGGAGGAUGGGGGCAGUACCUAGUAUAGUUACAGUCACAAUUUGUAAAUUGCUGGGAGAGGAUUUACCAGUGGCCUCUGUCUUCCCUGUGGGCUACAAUCACCUAGCUACUUAGGCUUUGCAUUUUGUUGAAACCUAUAAUGAAUUUCUUCUUCGGUGUUUUUCAGACCCCUCUAAGUGCCCUUCUGUUCUUCAGGUACUGUAGGCUUGCAGCAUUUCUAAUAACAUACAACCUAGGAAAAUGUAGCAUGAUUACAGCUGGGUCCAAGUGACAUAAAGAACUACCACUUUGUUGUCACCAUUCCAGCAGAUGAAAAUCCAAACUUUUUAGACAUUGGUUGUAACUGGUAUUACUUACCCUGGUGUGGUGGUCUUUAUACCCUGGGUCAAAUCAAGUUCUAUAAAUACCAUUCACAAGUUGUGUACACGCAGUAUUUGUCCCUGCUUUGCACAAACAGCAUCUUGUGUUUGCACAUGAUUUUGAUGAACCUCACUGGUGUGUGUAAAAGAAGUUUGUAAUUACAAUUGAUCUCUGAUGUUUUUCUAUACACCUCACAUGGACAUUCUUAACUAACUUUAAAUAGAUUAAUUGUAUUAACAUAAUAGGUAACCAGAGGGUCAACACUGUGAGUAGUGAAUACAUACCUACAAAAUAUCUCUGCUUAUUUUCCGUGUAAGAUUCACUUAGGAAUGUUUGUGUUAAUUCAGAUAGCAGUAACAGAGCAAACUGAAAGCUACACAGCAAAGAGAUCACAAUGCAGCGUUUAAAGACUAUGUCAUCUCUAAUUCCAUAUUUAUUGCAUUUUAGUACAUCUGUUUCAAUUGUAUUGCUCAAUAAAGUGCACCUAGAAGUAAUGAAGACUUAAAAAACAUCUGCAACCCUAACUACUGCCCAUGGAUCAGUGUUUGCUGCUAACUUAUAGAGGUAGUGUGUCCUUUAAUUAGAAUCUAACCUCUGCUUUAUCAGGCAGAACAUUCCAAAUCCAAAAUACUCAUUGCAACUUUAAAGCAUCUUGUGGAUUUAGGGUUGUUAAAUAAUUCUUUCACUGUGGGCACAGCAGAAAGAUAUUGACCCAAUGAGAGUGUGCUGGUUGUUUUGGAGACUAAUUUAGUUACGCCAACUGCUCACACCUCAAAAGUGUGAUCUCUGAGCAGGAGUUCAUAACCAACUCUGAAAUGAAUGUUGGUAAUUCUGUUGAUGUAUCAUCUUUGCAAAUAAUGGUUAUUCGAUAUAUUCUAAGGGAAUGACCUCUUUUCCUUAAGUAUUAAAGCCAGUGUUUGAUGGGUUAUUAGUUUAAUUUGAUACGCCAGAUUAUUGUGCGGUACCAUAUUUCAUUGCAAAUAUUCAACACCCUGCACCCUCUCCCAAUCCUUAAUCCUGAAUAUUUUGUGUGAUAUGUAAUCAGGUAAAUUACUUUGUGUUAAAUAUGAGGGACAGGUGGAGAAUAGACUUGUAACACACUCGAUGAAAUUACCAUCAGACUUCAAAAUUAAAACAAAUAAUUUCUAUUACAGGAUAAUAAAAUGUGAG
This is a messenger RNA of Stegostoma tigrinum, 3542 nucleotides long. RefSeq lists its product as uncharacterized. Bases 350 to 889 code for a protein of 179 amino acids. The record is from RefSeq and is a predicted model, not a curated record. The transcript is spliced from 7 exons. NCBI's taxonomy places the organism in Eukaryota, Metazoa, Chordata, Chondrichthyes, Orectolobiformes, Stegostomatidae.